Molecule: messenger RNA, 3349 nt
Organism: Pecten maximus
Lineage: Eukaryota; Metazoa; Mollusca; Bivalvia; Pectinida; Pectinidae
Product: protein mono-ADP-ribosyltransferase PARP3-like
Cellular component (GO): site of double-strand break
Molecular function (GO): NAD+ poly-ADP-ribosyltransferase activity
Source: RefSeq, a predicted model, not a curated record
UUGUAAGCGGCGGUAAAUUUCUACUUUCACUUUAGACUCUUUAGAAAUAACGGUAAACUAAAAUCAGGAAAUUAUAGCAAGUUAACAUUUUCUUGAAUUAAUUAUAAGAAAUGGUAAACGAAUUAGGGCCGAUCAUGAUUCGCAAGUUUCUGAUCAAACAUUUGUUCCGUUGCUCUCGUAAACAAACGGUCCCCGCGUGUUGUAGAAAUGUAAUCACUUGGCUAUCACAUGACCCGCAGUUAAUGCAGAGUCGGCAUUUCAGAUACGAAAAUAACACAAUAUAAACUAAACUUUUGCAACCAUUAUUCACAUGAGCAGAUAUUUUCAUGUGUCCUUUAUUUAUUUAUGAAAAAUAAACAUUUUGUAUAGAAAUCCGUCAAUCCAACAAGGAAUUUGCGACAUCUGCAUUUACAACGAACCAUUUCCGGCGUCCCGCCAAACUUCAUCAAAUAAAAUCAACCGAAAGCUAAUUUUGAUCACUGGAAAAUCACUGGAAAGUGAUCUCAUGAUCAUUUACUUAAAAGUUGCUUGGGUCAAACCAGAAGGAUUUCGUGUUGUCAUGUGAAGAAAAUUUCAAAGAUAUAUAGAUCGAUCGCCAAUUGCACACGUGCUCAUGGGAUAACUUUACGACAAACGUGCGGCUCUUUUCGGUCUUGACAAAAGUUGUUUACAUAAAGCAACAUUUCCAUCCAUUAUCAUUACUUUGUCCAUCUUCAAAAAGCCUUCGUGAUUAUGAUUUAAUUGGAUUACCAACCGAUCCUAUCGACUCGUCCCGGUUAAAAGAAUCUAUAAAACACCAGCUCGAUCCCCAGCUGACCGAUCUCUGCCUCGGGCAGCGUCCAUCAGUACCGUGAAUAAAGGUCUACAGGUCCCAGAUUUGCACGAGUAUGCCCAGAGGAGAAGAGUUCAAUUGCAACCUUCAAGAAAAGUUGAUUGCCAAGCAAAGAUUAACAUCAGACAUGUCAAAAUGUAUAUGGAUUUCACGUCUAAUUUAAAUAUGCCGCAGGCGCUUAAACUGAUGGGAGGAGUUAAGGGGAAAGCUCGCCACAGAUCCAGACUUUGGUGUUGUGAGGAUCUAUGUAUCUCUGCCUUUAGAAAAUGGACUCAAUAUAUAAUCAUGUAUUGCUUCCUGAUUCUGUUCUUGGGAAUAGAGUGGAUGCAUGUAUAAUCAACAAAAUCAAAGAAUUUGUCAAUGAUGGCAUCACACAUAUUGACGUGGUUCAAGAUUGCUGAAAACAUUUGUUGACGUGAAAUUUGAAAGAAAUGUUUUGAAGCUUGUUGCUUGAGAUCGGUCUUUCUAUCCGACCAACAAGGAUAUAAAAAAUCACAUAUAUCUUUCUCUGUCUUCCAAAAAUUCAUCCUCCGUUGAUCAGGAAAAUUUAAAAAAAUCGUUUGGAAAGGUUGAAAUUAGACCCAACCAGGAAUAUUUUCUUUCGACCAGCUACUGAUUGUGAAGAUGGUUCUUCCACAAAGUUUCUGUUUGUUCACCAAGAGAACUGGCAACGGCGACUGUUACAUUUGUACGGUGACAAUUUAUGUUUGCUCGAUGCAACGUACAAAACAACAAAGUAUGCCCUCCCUUUAUUCCUUUUGGUAGUGAAGACCAAUGUGGAUUGUGUUCUGGUUUGCCAGUUCGUAACAGGAGACGAAACAACCACUAGUAUCAGAGAGGCGUUAUCUGUUGUGAAAUCAUGGAAUAAAGAGUGGCAACCAUCAUAUUUCAUGGUGGACGUUGAUGGAGCUGAAAUAAGUACAAUAGCGGCAGAGUUUCCAAACGGGAAGAUAUUGCUUUGUGCUUUCCACAGAGAGCAAGCAUGGGAAAGGUGGUCAAGAAGUGGAGCGCCUACAAUUGGAGGAGAGAAUGUGAAAACAAGAGAUGGACAUUGACUACCUGGCUCCAUUCCUUGCCUAGAUGGGCAACCCAGAUAAAAUCACCAGGCAACAGGCCUACCAACUCAAGGAAGACUGUUUGGGCGAUCUCAAGAAACAACUAAAUUGACAAAGCCAACCUCAUCCAAGCCAGGUUUGAAAAGGAGACCCAGUUACUAGAGAAGAAGCAGGCUUGGUAACAACAGAUUCUGUUUAGGAUGCCACCUAAGAGAAAAGCGACUGGGGCGGCUAAAGCCGGUGGUAAGAAGGCCAAGACUGCCGACGCUGCGGAGGCUGGACCGUCCACUGUUCAGGAUGCUAUCGCUAGUCUGAAGUCUGCUGAUGCCGGGAAAUCCAAAAAGUUUAAACCUGAUAGUUACUUUCCCAUUCCCGGGUGUAGUGUAUAUAGUGAUUACGACUGUAUGCUCAACCAGACCAAUAUCGGACACAACAACAACAAGUACUACGUGAUCCAGGUUCUGCAGCAAGGAUCAAACUAUUAUGCCUGGAACAGAUGGGGCAGAGUGGGAGAGCCAGGUUCUAACUCCAUGAAGGGACCAUUCACUGACGUGACCAAAGCUACGUCAGACUUUGGGAAGAAGUUUUCAGCCAAAACAAAGAACAAAUGGGCAAAUCGAGAGAAUUUCAAGGCAGCCCCAGGAAAAUAUACUCUUAUAGAGAUGGCAGGAGAGGAAGAGGAUGAAGUGGAUGCAGCAGCCAGUGCAGUGACGAAAAGUUUGGCACCUGUGGUGAAGGGUCCUACUGCUCCCUGCACACUGGACAAUGCUACCCAGAUACUGAUGAAACUCAUUUUUGACCACGACAUGUUUAAACAAGCCAUGGAGAAAUUUGACAUUGACGUCAAGAAGAUGCCCCUUGGGAAAAUAAGUAAGAGCCAGAUAGCAAAGGGAUUUGAGUGUUUGGAUGAAAUUGAAACAGCCGUCAAGGGGAAUAAGCCAAUGAUAGCUUUGGCUAAUCUCUCCUCCCAGUUUUAUACUGUUAUUCCUCACAACUUCGGCCGUAAGAUCCCUCCAACAAUCGAUGACCUCGAGACCAUUCGUCAAAAGAUGGAUAUGCUCCUUGUGUUGGGAGAUAUUGAACUGGCGCAAAGUCUGCAGAAGAACACACGAUCAGGCAAGAGUACGGCUGGGAAAGAACCACAUCCGUUUGAUGUCAAUUAUAGCCUACUCAGAUGUAAGCUUGAUCUUCUAGAUUCCAAGUCCCAAGAAUACAAGAUCCUGGAGACGUAUACCAACAGUACAUCUUCAGCCUGGAGACGAACAAAGAUUAAAUACAUCUGGCGCAUGGACCGUGACGGAGAGGGUGACCGGUUCAAGGCCCAUGAUAAGCUAACUAAUCGUAAACUUCUGUGGCAUGGAACCAACGUCGCUGUGGUGGCAGCUAUAUGUAAAGGUGGCCUUCGUAUUAUGCCGCAUAGUGGUGGCCUCGUAGGGAGAGGCAUCUACUUUGCUUCAGAGAA